GACAGCUUCACAGCAAGCGCGACCGCUACAUCUUCAAUUUACAGCCCCAAAAAAAGGCUUUUUCAACGUAACUUCUACCUUUACGCGGCCGCAGCUAGACAUAUUUACAUGGUUUUUGGCAGCUAAUCCAGUGGACACAACGCCAACUGUGUGCUAGCGUAGAUUAUGUAGUUCGAUUGUUUGUUUGUCAGGUGUGACAGACGAGUCUCUGGGAAGACACCAGCUAACCCUGAUUCAUCGUUGAGAUCGAGGACUUCAAAGUGGCCGAAAUGGAUGAACAAAGUGUUGAGAGCAUCGCCGAGGUGUUUCGCUGCUUCAUCUGCAUGGAGAAACUGCGGGACGCUCGCCUCUGCCCACACUGCUCCAAACUGUGCUGCUUCAGCUGCAUACGACGGUGGCUGACGGAGCAGAGAGCCCAGUGUCCACACUGCCGGGCUCCGCUCCAGCUGAGGGAGCUGGUGAACUGUCGCUGGGCGGAGGAGGUGACCCAGCAGCUGGACACCCUGCAGCUCUGCAGCCUCACCAAGCAUGAGGACAACGACAAGGACAAAUGUGAGAACCACCAUGAGAAGCUGAGUGUUUUCUGCUGGACCUGUAAGAAAUGCAUCUGUCACCAGUGUGCUCUGUGGGGAGGCAUGCAUGGCGGCCACACCUUCAAGCCUCUGGUGGAGAUCUAUGAGCAGCACGUGACCAAAGUGAAGGAGGAGGUCGCCAAACUCCGACGCCGCCUCAUGGAGCUCAUCAGUCUGGUGCAGGAAGUGGAGAGGAACGUGGAGGCUGUCAGGGGAGCAAAGGACGAGAGGGUCAGAGAGAUCCGAAACGCUGUGGAGAUGAUGAUCGCUCGUCUGGACAACCAGCUGAAAAACAAACUCAUCACCCUCAUGGGCCAGAAGACGUCCUUGACCCAGGAGACGGAGCUGCUGGAGUCUCUGCUGCAGGAGGUGGAGCAUCAGCUUCACUCGUGCAGUAAGAGUGAGCUGAUCUCAAAGAGCCCGGAGAUCCUGCUCAUGUUCCAGCAGGUCCACAGGAAGCCCAUGCAGUCCUUCGUCACCACCCCCGUCCCCCCAGACUUCACCAGUGAGCUGGUUCCUGCCUACGACUCCAGCACUUUUGUUCUGGUCAACUUCAGCACCUUGAGGCAGCGGGCCGACCCGGUCUACAGUCCUCCUCUGCAGAUCUCCGGGCUCUGCUGGAGGCUUAAAGUCUACCCCGAUGGGAACGGUGUGGUCCGUGGAAACUACCUCUCUGUGUUCCUGGAACUGUCUGCUGGACUCCCUGAAACUUCAAAGUAUGAGUACCGUGUGGAGAUGGUCCAUCAGGCCUCCAGCGACCCGACCAAAAACAUCAUCAGAGAGUUCGCCUCUGACUUCGAGGUCGGGGAAUGCUGGGGCUACAACCGCUUCUUCAGACUCGACCUUCUGGCCAGCGAGGGAUACCUGAACAUGCAGACGGACACGCUGGUCCUCCGAUACCAGGUCCGCUCCCCCACCUUCUUCCAGAAGUGCAGAGAUCAGUACUGGUACAUCAGCCAGCUGGAGUCUGCUCAGAGCGGGUACAUCCAGCAGAUCAACAACCUUAAAGAGAGAUUAGCCAUUGAGCUUUUUCGGCGUCAGACGUCGCGCAGCUCCUCUCCCCCCGACAUGAGGCUGGCUUCAGGCCCCACCACCUCUGAGAGAGACCCUCGCUCCGUGAAGAGCGACGACGACAUCCAGACCACUCUGACCAGCGCUAAAAAAGUUGAGGAAGAGGAGAGGACUCACGAUGACUCUAAUGAGCUGUCAGACGGGGACCUGGAGGUGGACUGUCUGACGGAGGAGGAGGUGAACCCGCUGGACGGCAGCAGCACCUCGGGCAGCUCCACUGCAACCAGCAACACCGAGGAGAACGACAUCGACGAGGAAACCAUGUCUGGAGAGAAUGAUGUAGACUUCAUCGGGAAUCUGGAGACAGAAGAAGGAGAGCUUCCUGAUGACCUGGCUGGAGCAACAGGUGGCUCCAACUCUGGGGUGCGUUCCUCUCAUCGCGGGGCCGCUGGCAGUCGUGGCGUAACGGUGGCAGGGGGGUCGGGCAGUAGCAGCCUGCUGGAGAUCGACCCGGUCAUCCUAAUCCAGCUGCUGGACCUGAAGGAGCGCAGCAGCGUGGAGUCUCUGUGGGGCCUCCAGCCACGGCCGCCUGUCUCUCUGCUGCACAGCCAAGCUCAUUCCCACUCCAGGAAAGAGCGAGAGCGGCGUCCUCAGGCGGUGCGGCGCUCGGCUCCUGACUCGGGGGUCCUGAUCCGCCUGAAGGCUCAGAUGGCCGAGGUCCGCAGCAAGAUGUCGGACGUCAAGUGUCAGGUGCUGGAGGCUCGGGGGACCGGAGAGCCCCGGCCGGGCUCUUCUGGGGGCUUCAGUGUGGAGGACGUCCCCUCUCACCACUCUGACUCAGAGGUGUCCGCCUGUCGUAAGCCCGGAGAGCUGGACCUGCUGGGGAGGGCAGUUGCAGCUAGAGCCAGGCCCGGCCGCCCCGCCAGGAAAUCCCUGUCCCCUGUCCUGGACAGCAGCGGCUCUCCGGUGGUGAAGAGGAGGAGUUCGGAGGAGCUGGAGAAGGAGCUGAGAGGAGCUGAUGUAGCCUCAGAGCUCAGCCUGCACCCUAAAGAGGGGCUGGGAGGAGCAGAGGGAGUGCUGAAGGCUGAGGGUCCCCAGGGGCCCCUCGUGUCUCUCUGCAGCUCCUCCUCUGAGCAGGCCUCCACCUCCAAGCAGCAGUACUCUGUGGUGGAGCAGCUGUACGGGGCCUCGGGGGCCAGGGACGAGAUUUUCUCCUUGGGAGGGCCCAGCUACAUGACCACCAGCAAGACCUCUGGCAGCAGGACCCUCGGGGCGGCCAUGUUGGAUUGUGAAUCUGAAAGCUCAGGAAUCUCCCAUCACUCCCUGCUGGAGGGGCCCUCUGCACAGCCUCAGUCAGAAGAUAAGUCUCCGUGUGUCCUGGUGGCCGCGGCGAGCACCGACAGCGACUCUGAAGACGAGGCUCUGCAGAGCAACAACUCUCGCUACGACAACCAUACUCCUCCCUGCACAGGUAACACAGGAGAGCAGCUUCUGUCUGAGGACUUGAGUCUGCCGGCUGACAGGUGAUUCCCUCUGAAGCGGCUCCAUCCUCUCACACUCACUUCUGUUACACACACCUGUAGGAGUAGGAACGGCUUGUUGUGCAUGAUUUGGAAAGGGAAGAUGAUUGCAACGCUUCUGCUGCUCGGUAUCCCAGAUAUUAGGCCUGUGGUUGAGCUGGUGCUCACAGUCCAGGUGACCAUGUUGUUAAAGCGAUGGUUUAGAUGUUUUGAAGCUGGGGCUUUGGAAGACUCCUACUCAAAUCCAGUGUUACUACAGAGUGUUCCGGAAUAGCAGACAGGAGUGUGUGAGCGGAGGUAAAGCUAUGCACUGCACUGAGCUGAUUAAAUUGUGUGCUAUAUUAAGAACAUUUUCACAGCUCUACUCUGCUGACAGAAGCCACCAGACUCCAUUUACAAAAACUGUGAUUCUAACUCCCAGAACAGUUGCUGAUCCACUUCUGCCUCGUUUGGUGAGUUAGGUUUUAUAGUAGGUUAUUUAUUAGGUCACACAAAAAACGACGUGAUGGAGGCGUUUCGUAGAUCAUCAACCUCCGUUUCUGCAAGGUAAAAUUACAAUGGAGUCUGGUGGCUUUAAAGAGAGCAUGCCAUACCUCCUCUGUGUCUUUAAAGUGGGGGACUGUCUACUGUCACUUCAAAACAUCCAAACUAUCCCUUUCAUAGUGUCUGAAACUAACAUGUCCAUCCUUUCAUAUCUUUAAGAAUUGGACUGACUCUAUGUCUAAAGAUUUAUUUCUGACCUUUCGUUGCGUUGCAUUUAUAUCAAUAGAUACUUUUUUCACGGUCAGUUCACUAAAUACUCUGCAGGAAACGUUUGUUCGGGCUACGACUCUUUAAAGCCUGUUGGUGUACUUUUUAUUUUGCAGAGAUUAAAAUCUACAGGGCAUUUAGUCACUUUAAUGACCAUAAAUCCGCUCAGAGCAGAAAGGCUUUGUAAUUCAGGUCUACAGGAUAUCUGCCAGAUUCUGAGAACAUCAUCUGUCAGUGAGAGCUGUCUUCAGUCAGCACGUCCAAUCCACUCCCUUCACCAUCGAGCCUCUGCACGUCCUAAUACUCUAAUCACUGCUCAAACCUUCAGUUUCAGUGACACUGCGGCUCUCCCUCCCCCCAAACUUUGUUUAGAGCCCUUUUCCUGUCAUUGAUGUAAAUGUGUUCUCCGUUUAUAACAGCAGUCUGUCUUGCGUGACAUUUGAAAAGGUUAAAUGAUCACUGAAUCACACAGAUUAUGAAACUACGGAUGUCUGCGGGCUGAAACUGUAAGACAUGAAGCACAUGUGCAAGCAGGUGUUUCAGCUUCUGCUUGGACUUCACGGACCGACCCGCACUACACUUAUUACACUGAAGCCUUUUUUUAAUUCAUUUAAAGGAACGUUUUGAAUGAAGUUUAGUUAAAAUGCUUGUUCCAUUUCUUGCUGAGAGUAGGACAAAUAGAUCAACAUCACUCUCGUGUUUGUACAGUAUCUAAAGACGCUUUAGCUCUCUCUGGUUAGCUUAGCAUAAAGACUCUUGAGGUGGAAACUCUGAGAUACGCGGUGACGUCACAGCAGGAAAAGCACAGAUGUGACAUUUAACAUUAACCAGGGCUCUGUUUUAUUAAAGUGUCCCAGUGAGCCGACAUGAACGAAACCAGGACCCUUAAAAGAUGAAGCAGCUCUUAUUCACCGGUGCUUUCCUUACUUCCUCAUGUCGAAAUGUCUCCUGUGGAAAAGACUGCAAAAGUAUUCUGAGGAAAGGGUUGAUUCACCCAGGAUCUCUGCCUCUCACACACACCCAGUGAAAAUCAGGGAUCAAGUAAUAGACAUUUUUGACCCUUUACAAAAAAAGGCAUAUUACUAUAUUGGUUGACAUUUACAUACAUAGUUUUGUCCAACACUAAGAUACCCAAUUAUAGGAAAGUAACACCGUGUUUAAAGUGAGAAACGGCGUCGUCUCUCCAGAAUAACGUCCCUGUUCCCGUGUGUCUCCCAUUGGAAACUGUUGACACUGUUCUGAGGGUUAAUCAGAGUAACAGCGACGCUUCCUCUAGAAAAAGACACUUUCCAUAUGUCAGCCCCACAAAUGAAAUUCCUUUUAUAUUUAUUGUGUGGGUGAAGAGGCAGAGACUCUUAAAGCUGAAGCUGCGCUGCAUCCUAGGCUUUUUUAAUUUAACGAGCAGCUGACGGCAAAGGUUAUAAAAAUCAGUGUAAUUAUGAAACGUGUGCUCGGUGCUGAUCUGAUGGCUCGCUGCUUCACCGGCUUUUCCUGAUGGAUUUAUUAUUUUUCACCUCAAUACUCCCAACACACACGAGUCAAAGGCCUCUGCUGCAGGAGGAAACUCAAUUCCAACAACAACAAGUAGAGCCUUUCCUCUUUAUUGAGCCACAUCUUAAUUUAAAGGUCUAUCAAUCUCUGGAUCCAAAAUAAUGACAUUAAAAGUCCUUCGUUUACUUGGUGAAUAUCCAGUGUAUGCAGAGGCAAAGCUUGCUGAUCGUGUGUGUGCCUGAAAGUGCAUGGCUUUUUCUGCAAGGAGGAGGAUCUUUGUACCAAGAGGUGUUGAGCUGAAAUCAUUCCUCGAGUGAAGCUAAUAUUUGAAAAGUGUUAACGCCUCAUCUCCAGUCCUCCUCAUCGUGUCCUUUUUGUUACUGUUUCUUUACACGAUGGAGGCUCUCACUAACAAUCCCCCCUUUUUGUGCUUCCUGUGUCAAAGCUGCUUUUUUAUUUUGAAUGUUCCCAGAAUGCAUUAUUUAACGUGUACAUUUCCUUAUUGUGUAGUAAAUAAAUAAAAUGUUUUACGACCCCUGGAAAUCAAA
Messenger RNA from Eleginops maclovinus (Patagonian blennie), 5892 nucleotides. It is a transcript of the gene trim37, whose product is annotated as tripartite motif containing 37. The transcript has 25 exons. Lineage: Eukaryota; Metazoa; Chordata; Actinopteri; Perciformes; Eleginopidae. Gene Ontology annotation, cellular component: peroxisome; aggresome. Bases 270 to 3110 code for a protein of 946 amino acids. The record is from RefSeq and is a predicted model, not a curated record. Gene Ontology annotation, molecular function: zinc ion binding; tumor necrosis factor receptor binding; ubiquitin protein ligase binding. Gene Ontology annotation, biological process: protein autoubiquitination; negative regulation of centriole replication.